CAGACAUGAGUGGGUGAGGAUUCUUAUUUCCAUGCUGUUAAAAACUUGUCCCCUAAUUUCUGCAGAACAAGGUGCUGUUAAAAGGGAUGCAAGCUGGCGAAGAUAACCUUUUCCUCUGUCCGUUGGCAAUCCUAUUUAGAUUUAGGAUUAUCUUUAUUCUCAAGCCUUUGCUGAUUUGACUUCAGUUGCAUGCAAAGUGAUAUGAGUUCAUGUGACUUUAAAUUUCAGUGCACCAUCACUGUGAAGAUCUGCUUCUCACCUCCAGAACCUAGACCAAUUCUGCAUGCAAGAAAACAUUUUUUCAGGAAAUUUAUUUGCUGCCCCGUCUUUCCAAAGGAUUCUGGACUGGAAGAAUUGGUUCCAAAGGAAACAGGUUUCCAAGAGCGCACGCCGACACCCACACCUAAGAAAGAGCUGGCAAACAAGAAGCAAAUCUUUCAGGUUCGAGUUGGAAUCAUAGAAUGCCGGCAACUGCAAGAAAACAACAUCAAGCCGGUGGUCAAAGUCUCUAUUGGGGAUCACGUGUUCAGGACAAGAAUUAAAUUUGGGAACAGCCCUUACUACAAUGAGGUUGGCAUUAUGUGGGCUCCAGAUUCAGCUUUGGAAUGGCUUCCACAAACAUUGUCCUUGGUUGAAAGGGUCUUCCUAUCUGAGGGCCAAAUGAAAAAUUCAUUGAACUGUAGCCAUACGUUCGUCCAGAAUUUCAAUGAGACACCUAUUCAACUAUUUGAUCAAUUCAUUACCAUCCAGGUGCUGAACUCCAGGGCAAUACGAGCCGAUUCCCUCAUUGGGGCCUUCAAGAUCGAGAUUGGGCUCGUAUAUGAAUCUCCAGGUCAUGCUCUGAUGUCCAAAUGGCUAAGCCUCUAUGACCCUGCUAACCUCAAUGCUGGACUAAGGGGCUAUGUGAAAGUCAAUCUUUGUGUCCUAGGAGCCGGGGAUCACGCACCGGAUGCAGACCAGUUAUCAGAGGAUGGCGAUUCAGAGGCCAACAUCCUGCGGUCGGCAGCCAUGCCCACAGCACACACAGCCACGCUCCAGCUGUACAUAUACCGAGCAGAAGAUCUGUCUCAAAUGCAGGACACCACUGCAGAUCCCACUGGUGGUUCUGUUGACGCUUCUCUGGAAGCUCAUUUUGCAGCAAAAGUGCUAAGGACCAGAGUUGUGUUCGGAGAUGCCAACCCUGUGUGGAAUCAGCUGAUGUCCAUUCCCAUGCAGAUGCCUUCCAUGUGUGAUCUAAUCAAAUUUAGCAUUACUGAUGGGGGGCAGGAUGGAGAUGGCAACAUUCUGGGCACCACAUUUCUCAGCCUUUCUCAGAUCUCUUCUACUGGGACUGAAAUACAAAAGGACUUCUCAGGCUACCUGCCGUGCUUUGGGCCCAGCUUCCUGACCCUCUACCAGACCCCAGAAAAGCUCAUGAAACGAACGGAAUCUGUUGAGAACAUGGAUGAAGAAGGGAUAAUUUACCGGGGAAGGAUCCUGGUGGAGCUGAUCACCAAGAUGGAGCCAAUCCCUCUUCAGAGAAUAGAUGAAAUUCCUGUAGAAAAUAUUAGAAGAAUGGAGCACUUCUUGCCCCAGCAACAGUAUGGACUGUGCACCGUCUUUUACUCAGCUACCAUGUUGGCUGAUAUCAAGGAACAGAUCCAGUUUGAAGUCAGCAUUGGGAACUAUGGCAAUAAAUUUGACGGGACUUGCAAACCUUUUGCCUCAACCACUCAAUACAGCCAUGCCGUGUAUGAUGGUAACCGCUACUACUACCUGCCGUGGUAUGACACAAAACCCCUGGUGGCCAUCACCUCAUUCUGGGAGGACAUUGGCCACCGAAUCGCCUGUAUGAACACCAUGCAGUCUAUUCACAGCAGGCUGAAGAAGAACCUGGAUACCCUUAAAGCCAUCAGUGUUCCCAAUGACCCAAUUGUGGGCGUCAUUUGGAAGAAGCUCCAGAAAGAACUGGUGGAAGACUGCAAGAGGCCUCUUCCUGGCUCGGACAGCCCAGUAGUCCUCACCGUCCUGGACCAGCAGCUGAGGAAAAUGCGCACCCGCCUCCUCCAGCAAACCGGCAAGGCUGCGGAGAAGAUGAGUUGGAAACCCCCCCUGCAGAAACUGAUUGCCAAAGUGGAGAUCUGGCUGAACAGGAUUGCCUUAGUCACUUCAGAGGCCCAGAUCAGCAUGCCAGAUGUGAUGAUCUGGAUGCUGUGGGAUGAAAACCGGGUGGCCCAUGCGCGGGUCAAGUCUCACACAAUCAUGUUCUCCAAAGCUGGCCUCCAUGCCAGGGGCAGGAUGUGUGGCAAAACCCAGACCAUCUUCCUACAGAGCACCCAAAAGACAUGGAAGAACGCGCCUAUUCCUGUUCUGCUCCGGGUGCGAAUGUGGCUCGGGCGGCUGGCUGAUAGCGCAGAGUUCAUGAAAUGUUGCGAAGGGAGAAUCCUCGUCUACGCUGAGACGUAUGAAAAUCAAAAGAAGACCCAUGGGAUAUGGGGGAUCAGGGACUUGGACCCACACCCCGGCUUUUCAGAUGUGACUGGGCAGGUCAACCUUCCCAGAGACAAGUUCCAGCUUCCGGCUGGUUGGCAAUGGGAUGGCGAAUGGGUUGUGGAGCCCCAAAGAAGGCUCUUGCUGGACAAAGAAACGAACCGCACUGAAAUGCUGGAAGAAGUCUAUGAGAACCAGAGCCGGCAACCAGGACGCCGAUGGAGACCGGCCCCGAUCCCCUACAGCAAUGCAAGCGGUGUUCCUACUCCUCCAAAGGAAGAUAUUGUGUGCCCCCAAGGCUGGCUCUUUGUGGAAGACUGGAAAGUGGAGGUGAACCGGGCAGUGGAUGAUGCUGGUUGGGAGUAUGGCGUUGCUCUCCCUCCUGCCGAAUUCCCUCGUUCCUGGAAUGCAGCUGAGAAGACCUACCAUACCCACCGGCGUCGGCGCUGGCUGAGGAAACGCUGCCGGAACCUGGUCAGCGAGAACCGGGAAGUGCAAAUAGCCAACUUCCUUCGGCUGCACUCAGAUGUAAAGUUGAAAGAAGAGCCUUGGGAAUAUGCUCCCCUCUAUGGCUGGAGGUUCCACCUGCAACGGCGGUCCAGUGACAUCUUUCGCCGGCGAUGCUGGCGCAGGAAGCUGGCCCCAAUAUCACCCAGCCGGGUGGCUCCCAUUUUCCUCUUGGAGGGUUCUCUGUUGCGCUGUUAUAUCUACCAGGCGAGAGACCUCCUUGGGACUAGUGCUAAGAGCUCUGCAGAUCCUUUGGCCCACGUCUCCUUCCUUCACAUGAGCCAGUGUACCCAGACCAUCUCUGGCACACUGCACCCCUGCUGGGACCAGACGCUUGUCUUUGAAAACAUCUUGAUCUACGGAGACCCGCGGGCAACGGAGCAGGAGCCACCAGUCGUGGCAGUGGAGGUCUUUGACUACGAUGCAAGUGGCCACUCUGACUAUUUCAUGGGAAGGAGCUUGUGCAUCCCAAGAGUGUACCUGGAUCUCGAUUCACGAAAACUGCCCCGUCUCUACAGGCAUCCAAUCAGCAGAGAACAGCAGGACGCUGGUCACCUCCUGGCUGCUUUUGAGCUUCUGUUGGACAAGAAGGACGGGUCCUUGGGAAAGCAUCCACCUCCCGCAUGGAAGGAUGGGAUCUACAUCAUCCCUAAAGGGAUCCGGCCCAUCUUGAGGCUGAUGGCCGUUGAGAUCCUGGCUUGGGGCCUCCGUGACAUGAAGAACUACAACCUGCUGGUCAUCAGCAAUCCAAGUCUCACCGUAGAGUGCGGAGGGGAAUCUAUUCAGACGCCAGCCAUCAGGAAUCUUCAAGAGUACCCCAAUUUUUCAAUCAACAUCUAUCUCAUGAAAGUGUACCUGCCCGUCGACAACGAUUAUGCGCCUCCCAUCGAGCUGAAGGUGAGAGAUCACAGAGAGUUUGGAUACAAGCCAGUGGUGGGCCAGGCAACUGUGAGAUCCCUGAGCCAGUACUACUGUGACCCAUGGGAAGGAUCUGAUUUCAUUUCCCCAGAAGGCUUAAAAAAAGGAGUGGUUAAUUUCCCCCCCUCCAGUGAAUGCCGUGUGGACCCGAACCAAAUUUCCCCUCUCCCUUCUUAGGUGGUGGAGGAUGAAGAAGAGGAAGAAAUAGAUUGGUGGAGCAAGUUCUAUGUGACGAUGGGGGAUCUGGCAAAGAGCGGGAAUUACCUGGAGAGGGGCUUUGAUAGUCUGAAGAUCUAUAACUGCGAAUUGGAGGACGUGCCUGAAUUCCACGGCUUCCAGGAUUUCUGCCAGACCUUUCGGCUGUACAGGGGACAGCUGAAAGAUGAUGACCCCAUAGUGGGGGGUGAAUUCAAGGGGCUGUUCCGGAUCUAUCCUAUACCAGAAGACCCCAAUGUCCCACCCCCUCCACGCCAAUUCCAGGAGCUUCCCGAAAACGUCUCCGAGACAUGUCUGGUUCGGAUUUACAUUAUCCGAGCCUUUAACCUCCAGCCCAAGGAUAGGAAUGGUCUGUGUGACCCCUACGUCUGGAUCAAGCUAGGAAAGAAAAGGAUUGGUGAGAGGGAGGAGUAUAUUCCCAACACCCUGGAGCCCGUCUUUGGGAGUAUGUAUGAACUCACGUGCAACAUCCCAGCAGAAAAGGACUUGAAGAUCUCAUUCUUUGACUUCGAUGUCUUUCCCCCUGAUGAUAUGAUUGGAGACACCAACAUUGAUCUGGAGGACCGGGUCUUCUCCCGCUACGGGGCCAACUGUGGGCUUCCACAGUCUUACUGCGUCUGUGGCCCCAGUCAGUGGCGAGACCAGCUUCUUCCCAGCCAGCUCUUGGAGAAUUAUGCUCAAAUCAAAAACAUACCUCAGCCUGACAUAAAUGAAGAUGGAAGCAGAGCCACUUUCUUGGGUAGGACUUACCAACUGUCUGACUUCGAGACCAAAGUAGCUUCCCAUGGCUUCCUGGGGCCCGAAAAAGAGCGCUUGGCCCUCCAUCUCCUCCACACCUGUGGGCUGGUGCCUGAACACAUAGAGACUCGCACCCUCUACAACACCACCCAUCCUGGGAUUGAACAGGGUAAAGUGCAGAUGUGGGUUGACAUCUUCCCAGAAAGCUUAGGUGAGCCAGGACCUCCUUUUGACAUCACCCCGAGGAAGCCCAAGAAAUAUGAACUUCGCUGCAUCAUCUGGAACACUAAAGACGUGGAUCUGGAGGACACCAACAUUUUUGGAGACAGGAUGAGUGACAUCUAUGUGAAAGGGUGGCUGGACGGCCUGGAAGAGGACAAGCAGAAGACGGACGUCCAUUACAGGUCCCUUGCAGGAGAAGGCAACUUCAACUGGCGCUUUGUGUUUACCAUGGAGUACAUGCCCAUGGAGCAGGUCUGCGUCCUCACCAAGAAGCAACAUUUCUGGAGCCUGGAUGAGACCAUGCAGAAAGUGCCCCCCAAGCUCAUCAUCCAGAUCUGGGACAAUGACAAGUUCUCAGCUGACGAUUUUCUAGGAAUUCUGGAGCUGAACCUGACCAGCAUUCCGCGACCUGCCAAACGACCCCGCGAUUGCACUGUGAAGACAGUGCUGGAGGAGAGCAGCACCAAGUCCUCCUCGCCUUUCCAGCGACGCAAGCAGAAGCCUGUUUCCCUGUUCACGCAAAAGAACAUGAGGGGCUGGUGGCCGUGCAUCGUCUUUGAGAAGGACAAGCCGCGGGUGUCGGGUAAGGUAGAAAUGACCUUGGAGCUGCUGACGGAGAACGAAGCUGAAGAGCAGCCUGCUGGGAAGGGAAGAGAGGAGCCAAAUAUGAACCCGGUUCUGAAGCCACCACAGAGGCCAGAGACCUCUUUCCUGUGGUUUACAGCCCCACUGAAGAGCCUCCACUUCGUUGUGUGGCAGAAGAGUAAAUGGAAGAUCCUCAUUUUCCUGUGCAGCUUGCUAGUGAUCAUGCUGCUCGCGGCCUUCAUCUAUUCAGCUCCUGGCUAUCUGGCCAUGAAGAUAAUCAAUCCAAUGAAAGGCAUGGGCGCCAUAAAAUACAAACCAUUUCCAAUUAAAAAAAUUGAAACUCCUGAGAUGCCACCCCCAGUAUCCGAGACACCACCCCCAGCUUCUGAAAUACUGCCGUCAACUCCCAAGACGCCGCCACCAUCUCCCAGGAAGUUGCUCCCAGCUCCCAGGAAGAUACCUCCUACUCCCAAGAAGAUACCGCCCACUCCCAGGAAGAUACCGCCCACUCCCAAGAAGGCACCGCCCACUCCCAGGAAGAUGCUGCCCACCCCCAAGAAGGCUCCACCCACUCCCAAGAAGGCACCGCCCACCCCUAGGAAGACAAUGCCCACCCCCAUGAAGGCUCCACCCACUGCCAUGAAGAUACCGCCUACUCCUAAGGCCCCGCCCACUCCCCAAAAGGCUCUGCCCACUGCCAUGAAGAUACCAGCCACUCCUGAGAAGGCUCCGCCCACUCCCCAAAAGUCACCACCCACUCCCAAAAAGACACCACCCACUCUCAAGAAGCUACUGCCAAUGCGCAAGAAAAGGCACAUCUGGUAG
Messenger RNA from Rhineura floridana, 6480 nucleotides. It is a transcript of the gene FER1L5, whose product is annotated as fer-1 like family member 5. Lineage: Eukaryota; Metazoa; Chordata; Lepidosauria; Squamata; Rhineuridae. Gene Ontology annotation, cellular component: T-tubule; cytoplasmic vesicle; membrane. The transcript has 47 exons. Gene Ontology annotation, biological process: vesicle fusion; monocyte activation involved in immune response; T-tubule organization. The record is from RefSeq and is a predicted model, not a curated record. Gene Ontology annotation, molecular function: calcium-dependent phospholipid binding; calcium ion binding.